AUGGCUCACCGAGGCUUUGAUGACGAGGAACUCACCAUUUCGCUCUCGUCGACGCACGUCCGUCGGCAGCAGCACCAACCCCACCAUCACCAUGAUGCCGACCGACCGCCCAAGCCAGCAUCGCAGACUGUCGGUGCUCCCCCCAAGGAAAAGACAAAGACGGAGCAACGUAUCGGUGCCUACAAGGUGAUUCGCACGCUGGGCGAAGGCUCGUUUGGUAAGGUCAGACUAGCCACCCACAUCGGCACCGGCCAACAGGUCGCUCUCAAGAUUAUCGCCCGCAAGAAGCUCAUCAGUCGUGAUAUGGUGGGCCGCGUCGAGCGCGAAAUUGAGUACCUACAGCUACUACGACAUCCUCAUAUCAUCAAAUUAUACACCGUCAUCAAAACACAAACCGAAAUCAUCAUGGUCCUCGAAUACGCCGGCGGCGAAUUGUUCGACUACAUUGUACAAAACGGCCGGAUGAAGGAAGCUGAAGCCCGACGUUUCUUCCAACAAAUGCUUUGCGCCGUCGAGUACUGUCAUCGCCACAAGAUUGUUCACCGCGAUCUCAAGCCCGAGAACCUGCUCCUUGACGAAAACCUCAAUGUCAAGAUUGCCGAUUUCGGUUUGAGCAAUAUCAUGACGGACGGAAACUUUCUCAAGACGUCUUGUGGCAGUCCCAACUAUGCUGCACCAGAGGUCAUUGGUGGAAAGCUCUACGCCGGCCCCGAAGUCGACGUCUGGAGUUGUGGUGUCAUCCUCUACGUCCUGCUCGUCGGACGCCUGCCCUUUGACGAUGAGCACAUCCCCAGCCUCUUUGCCAAGAUUGCGAGAGGAACAUAUAGCAUGCCUCAGUGGAUGCCAAGCGGUGCCGCCAACCUCAUUAAGAAAAUGCUAGUCGUGAAUCCAGUUCAGCGUGCCACCAUCGAGGACAUCCGCCAGGAUCCAUGGUUCAUGACUGAUCUCCCCGCUUACCUGCAGCCUCCUGUCGAGGAAUUCUCCAACACAGGCGUGGAUCCCAACAGAGCGAUCGAGAAGAGCGACAUUGCUCCCAAUGCCUCUGUCAAGGUGCAAGAACGUCUACACAACGAGGUGACCGACAAGAUCAGCAAAACCAUGGGGUAUGGAAAGAUGGAUGUUGAAGAGGCUCUCCAAUCAGAGGAGCCCUCUGCUAUCAAAGAUGCAUACAUGAUUGUUCGCGAAAAUAAAAUGAUGCAGGUAAGCCAACUCGUUGAAACGAGUGCCGCUGAGACGGCAGCAGGUAGUCCUGUCAUGAGCAUGUCUUCGGUACGAUCGGGGAUCCCACAACCGCCCCGCCCAUACGUCAGCAAGGUUGGUAUCCUGCCUUCGAGUAUUGGCACAUAUCACAAAGAUUACAUGGAGCGUGCCAAAUCAGGUAAACAAGGCACAGAAUCCGACGAGACAGCUAUCAAUGACGAGCCGUCGUCGGCUCGCACCGAUGCCGAAAAGGAAGAGGCCGCUCGACGUCUCAAGCCUCACUCGCGCUCGCAAAAACAGCUCGAGGAAGGAAUCAAGAGACCACAGGGCAUGACACCGAUCAACCCGCCCAAGAAGACCAAGCCCAUUCGCUGGCAAUUCGGUAUCCGGUCGCGCAAUGCACCGUGGGAGGCACUGCUGUGCAUCCACAAGGCUCUGUACAAGCUCGGCGCCGCUUAUAUACCAGACGAGGACUACGCGAGGCUGCGGCAACAAGAAGGAGAGACACCAGGUCAGGAAGAGCAACAAGAUCCUUUGGACGGGCAGGACCCUACCCAGCGAUACAAGCUCCCCGCCGAUCCUUGGCACAUUCGCGUGCGCUGGGAGACGAAGAUUAUGCGCAGCACAAACGCCAGCACACCAACAGAGACCGAGGGGAAGGCUGAAACCAAGAUGCCCGACACAUACCAAGUGCUCGAGGGCAAGGCCGCGCAGAAGCGGGACUUUGUCGCGCUGCACCUGGGCAUUCAAAUCUACGAGAUGGAGCAGGGCGUUUAUCUUGUGGAUUUCAAAUGUUCGGGGUACGAGACGGCCGACGGCAAGCUGUUGGAGGAGAAGGAGGUAAUGAGCCCAUUUCCGUUCUUGGACAUGGCGGCGCGCCUCAUUAUGCAGCUUGCGGAAGCAGAUUAA
Beauveria bassiana ARSEF 2860 is the source of this 2109-nucleotide messenger RNA. RefSeq names its product protein kinase SNF1. The transcript is spliced from 3 exons. NCBI's taxonomy places the organism in Eukaryota, Fungi, Ascomycota, Sordariomycetes, Hypocreales, Cordycipitaceae. The record is from RefSeq and is a predicted model, not a curated record. Gene Ontology annotation, molecular function: ATP binding; protein serine/threonine kinase activity. Bases 1 to 2109 code for a protein of 702 amino acids. Gene Ontology annotation, cellular component: cytoplasm. Gene Ontology annotation, biological process: intracellular signal transduction; protein phosphorylation.